This is a messenger RNA of Hordeum vulgare subsp. vulgare (domesticated barley), 1961 nucleotides long. RefSeq names its product cytochrome P450 709B2-like. NCBI's taxonomy places the organism in Eukaryota, Viridiplantae, Streptophyta, Magnoliopsida, Poales, Poaceae. Gene Ontology annotation, molecular function: monooxygenase activity; heme binding; iron ion binding. The record is from RefSeq and is a predicted model, not a curated record. The coding region runs from base 160 to 1725 and encodes 521 amino acids. The transcript is spliced from 5 exons.
CCCUGCGGUAGUCAAGCUUGUCUUUUGCACACCCAGUGGCACUCAGUCACCGUUCACCGAGAGCUUUUCUCUCUAGAAAAAGGAGCCCAGAGUGGGGGCUGCUAGAAGUCCAAAACAGGAGCCGCGGUCUCCAUCCAUCUUCUCCGGCCGGCCUCCACCAUGGCCUCCUUCGCCGCGCUUCCUCUGGCGGCUCUCCUGGUGCUGGCGGUCUCGUGGGCGUGGGAGCGCCUCCUCGUGCGCCUCGUGUGGAGGCCCUACGCCGUGGCCAGGAGGCACCGGGCGCAAGGGAUCCAUGGCCCCCCUUACAGGUUCCUCAGGGGCUCCAACGAGGAGGUGAGGAGGAUGAAGGCGGAGACGGCCCACGUCGUGCUCCACGUUCGCGACCACGACUACCUCCACAGGGUCGCGCCGCACUUCCUCAAGUGGAGGGCGCAGUACGGGGAGCCGUUUCUGUUCUGGUUUGGCGCCAAGCCCCGGAUCUGCGUCUUCGACUACGAGUUGGUGAGGCAGAUCCUUUCGAGCAAAUCCGGACACUUUCCCAAGAACGACGCGCACCCGAACGUGCUGGAAUUGCUCGGCAAGGGGCUGGUGUUGGUGAACGGCGUCGACUGGGUGCGGCAUCGCAGGGUCAUCGACCCUGCUUUCGCAAUGGACAAGAUAAAGGCGAUGACGAAAACGAUGGUGUCUUGCGCCCAAAGCACGUUCGGUGUGUUCGAAGAGCAGGCAUCCAAGAACACAAACAAAGAAAUCCAAGUGGAAUUCGACAAAUCUGUCCAAGAGUUAACAGCAGACAUCAUAUCCCAUACAGCCUUUGGAAGCAGCUACAAGUUAGGAAUGGAAGCCUUCUAUGCCCAGAAAGAGCUCCAGGCAAUCGCCAUAUCCAGUUUACUGAAUGUGCAGAUACCAGGAUUCAGCUACCUGCCCACGAAAAGGAACAGGAGGAAGUGGAUGCUCGAAAAGAAGCUUCGAAGCACGCUCAUGCGCAUCAUAAACUCGCGGUUAGCGUCGCAGGGGAGCGGAUACGGAAAUGACCUGCUUGGCUUGAUGCUUGAGGGUUGCACUGAAACAGAGCAAGGCGGCAAGCAGGAGCAGCUAAGCUUGAGCAUGGAGGAGAUCCUACACGAGUGCAAAACGUUCUUCUUCGCCGGUUACGAGACGACGUCGCUCCUGCUUACCUGGACAGUGUUCUUGCUCAGUGUGUACCCUGAGUGGCAGGAGAGGCUCCGGGCGGAGGUCUUGAGGGAAGUUGGAAAGGGUGACCCCAGCGGCGACAACCUCGGCAAACUGAAAGAGAUGACAAUGGUCCUCCAUGAAACCCUGAGGCUCUACGGCCCGGCUCUUUUCAUGCAGAGGAAGACCACAACUGACAUGGUGGUCGGAGCCAUAACAAUUCCCAAGGAACAUGCCAUUGUGAUCGGCGCCCCGUUCAUGCACCGGGACAAGAAGGUCUGGGGCGAGGACGCGGAUCAGUUCAACCCGAUGAGGUUCGCGAACGGGGUCGCGAGAGCGGCCAAGGUUCCGCACGCCCUGCUCGCAUUCUCGAUCGGGCCGAGGGCGUGCAUCGGCCAGAACUUCGCGAUGCUGGAAGCCAAGUCGGUCAUGGCGACGGUCCUGCAGAAGUUCUCCUUCGCUCUCUCGCCGAGCUACGUGCACGCCCCCGCGGAUUUCCUCACUCUGCAGCCCAAGUUCGGCCUCCCCGUCGUCAUGAAGCUGUUGGAUGUAUGAAAUGGAACCGGUUGGUUCUGAAUGUUGGGGGUACAGAACUUCUGAAGUUUCUGCCGGGGGCUGGCUGUGGUGCUUAUAGUGCACGCAGCGUAUAUAUUCUCUUCCAAAUUAAGGUUGGAAAAGUAGUGCACUUACAAGAAAAUACUGUAUAUUGCAUGUGGCUAAUAUAUGCCUCUUGCCUGCAUGGAUACUCUAAUUUUCGCUAAUAUAUGCCUCCUGCCUUGCCUUUAUCCCUA